This is a messenger RNA of Lolium rigidum, 3301 nucleotides long. RefSeq names its product DNA-directed RNA polymerase subunit beta''-like. The transcript is spliced from 2 exons. The record is from RefSeq and is a predicted model, not a curated record. Bases 351 to 2135 code for a protein of 594 amino acids. Gene Ontology annotation, biological process: DNA-templated transcription. Gene Ontology annotation, molecular function: DNA-directed RNA polymerase activity; DNA binding. Lineage: Eukaryota; Viridiplantae; Streptophyta; Magnoliopsida; Poales; Poaceae.
UUCUUCAAGAACUGCAUAUCUUGCCGAGAUCCUCAUCCCUAAAGGUACUUGACAAUAGUAUUAUUGGAGUGGAUACACAACUCACAAAAAAUACAAGAAGUCGACUAGGUGGACUGGUCCGAGUGAAGAGAAAAAAAAGCCAUACAGAACUCAAAAUAUUUUCCGGCGAUAUUCAUUUUCCUGAAGAGGCAGAUAAGGUAUUAGGCGGCUGUUUGAUACCACCAGAAAGACAAAAAAAGGAUUCUAAGGAAUCAAAAAAAAGCAAAAAUUGGGUCUAUGUUCAACGGAAAAAAAUUAUCAAGAGCAAGGAAAAGUAUUUUGUUUCCAUUCGCCCUGCAGUCGCAUAUGAAAUGGACGAAGGGAGAAAUUUAGCAACACUUUUCCCGCAAGAUCUCUUGCAAGAAGAAGAUAAUCUCCAACUUCGACUUGUCAAUUUUAUUUCUCAUGAAAAUAGCAAGUUAACUCAAAGAAUUUAUCACACAAAUAGUCAAUUUGUUAGAACUUGCUUAGUAGUGAAUUGGGAACAAGAAAAAAAAGAGAAGGCUGGUGCUUCCCUUGUUGAGGUAAGAGCAAAUGAUCUUAUUCGCGAUUUCCUAAGAAUUGAGUUAAUCAAGUGCACUAUUUCAUAUACACGAAAAAGGUAUGAUAGGACAAGUGCAGGACCAAUUCCUCAUAAUAGGUUAGAUCGCACCAAUCUAAAUUCCUUUUAUUCCAAGGCGAAGAUUGAAUCACUUAGCCAACAUCAAGAAGCUAUUGGCACCUUGUUGAAUCGAAAUAAAGAAUACCAAUCUUUGAUGAUUUUGUCGGCAUCCAACUGUUCUCAAAUUGGUUUAUUCAAGAACCCAAAACAUCCCAAUACGAUAAAAGAAUUGAAUCGUAGAAUUCCUAUUCGAGAAAUUUUUGGGCCCUUAGGCGUUAUUGUCCCUAGUAUAUCGAAUUUUUCUUCAUCUUACUAUUUACUAACGCAUAAUAAGAUCCUGUUAAAAAAAUAUUUGUUUCUUGACAAUUUGAAACAAACCUUCCAAGUACUUCAAGGACUUAAAUACUCUUUAAUAGAUGAAAAUAAAAGGAUUUCUAAUUUCGAUAGUAACAUAAUGUUGGAUCCAUUCCUUUUGAAUUGUCACUUUGUCCAUCAUGAUUCUUGGGAGGAGACAUCGGCAAUAAUUCACCUUGGACAACUUAUUUGUGAAAAUGUAUGCCUAUUUAAAUCGCACAUAAAAAAAUCUGGUCAAAUUUUCAUUAUUAAUAUGGAUUCCUUUGUUAUAAGAGCAGCUAAACCUUAUUUGGCCACUACAGGAGCAACUGUUAAUGGUCAUUAUGGAGAAAUCCUUUACAAGGGCGAUAGGUUAGUUACGUUUAUAUAUGAAAAAUCGAGAUCUAGUGACAUAACGCAAGGUCUUCCAAAAGUGGAACAAAUCUUUGAAGCGCGUUCAAUUGAUUCAUUAUCCCCGAAUCUCGAAAGGAGAAUUGAGGAUUGGAAUGAGCGUAUACCAAGAAUUCUUGGGAUCCCCUGGGGAUUCUUGAUUGGAGCUGAGCUAACCAUAGCCCAAAGUCGUAUUUCUUUGGUUAAUAAAAUCCAAAAAGUUUAUCGAUCCCAAGGGGUACAGAUCCAUAAUAGACAUAUAGAGAUUAUUAUACGCCAAGUAACAUCAAAAGUGCGGGUUUCCGAAGAUGGAAUGUCUAAUGUUUUUUCACCUGGGGAAUUAAUCGGACUAUUGCGAGCGGAACGAGCAGGGCGAGCUUUGGAUGAAUCGAUCUAUUAUCGGGCAAUUUUAUUGGGAAUAACAAGGGCUUCCCUGAAUACCCAAAGUUUCAUAUCUGAAGCAAGUUUUCAAGAAACUGCUCGAGUUUUAGCAAAAGCUGCCCUACGAGGUCGCAUUGAUUGGUUGAAAGGGUUGAAAGAAAACGUAGUUCUGGGGGGGAUUAUACCCGUUGGUACCGGAUUCCAAAAAUUUGUCCAUCGUUCCCCACAAGACAAGAACCUUUAUUUUGAAAUUCAAAAACAAAAUCUAUUCGCGUCGGAAAUGAGAGAUUUUUUGUUUCUCCAUACAGAAUUAGUUUCUUCAGAUUCUGACAUAACAAACAAUUUCUAUGAGACAUUAGAACCCCCAUUUACCCCCAUUUAUACGAGUUAAGGAUACAUAAAGGAGAUUUUUUUACUUUACUAGACUUUUGAACUUAGAACACUAAACGGGUCCAAUUUUAUAUUUUAAUUAAGUAAAAGAAUUUAGUUAAUUCAUUAAGGUUAUGUUUAUACAAUGUAUCAAUGGCCAACUCUCAGUAGAAGGUUCCUUCGGAACAAUUAUUAUUUAUUUCAAGCUAUUUUAGAUCUUUCUUAAUCUUCAAAAAGAAAAAAAUUCCGUAAUGGAAUAAUGCUAGGAUGAAAAAAAAAAGAAAAAAUCAAAAGGAAAUGUGGAAAAAAUGACAAGAAGAUAUUGGAACAUCAAUUUGAAAGAGAUGGUAGAAGCAGGAGUUCAUUUUGGCCAUGGUAUUAAGAAAUGGAAUCCGAAGAUGGCCCCUUACAUUUCGGCAAAGCGCAAAGGUACUCAUAUUAUAAAUCUCGCUAGAACGGCUCGUUUUUUAUCAGAAGCUUGUGAUUUAGUUUUUGAUGCAGCAAGUCAGGGAAAAAGUUUCUUAAUUGUUGGUACAAAAAAAAGAGCGACGGAUUUAGUAGCAUCAGCUGCAAUAAGGGCUCGUUGUCAUUAUGUUAAUAAAAAGUGGUUCAGUGGUAUGUUAACUAAUUGGUCGAUAACGAAAACUAGACUUUCUCAAUUUAGAGACUUAAGAGCAGAAGAAAAAAUGGGAAAAUUCCAACAUCUCCCAAAAAGAGAUGUGGCAAUCUUGAAGAGAAAAUUAUCUACCUUGCAAAGAUAUCUCGGCGGGAUCAAAUAUAUGACGAGAUUGCCGGACAUUGUGAUCGUCCUUGAUCAGCAAAAAGAGUAUAUAGCUCUUCGGGAAUGUGCCAUUUUGGGGAUUCCUACUAUUUCUUUAGUCGAUACAAAUUGCGACCCGGAUCUCGCGAAUAUAUCGAUUCCAGCCAACGAUGACACUAUGACUUCAAUUCGAUUGAUUCUUAACAAAUUAGUAUUUGCAAUUUGUGAGGGCCAUUCUCUCUAUAUAAGAAAUCAUUGAUUAAGAAGAAUAGUGAAUUCUUGGGCAACAGCGUAGAUUUAUGGAAUCACUUACUAUUCUUUUUUGUUUUGCAUAGAAAAAAGAAGGGGAAUAUUGAUAUAUAUUAGAGGGUAUUGAUAUAUAUUAUGAUCUGAUGUGCUUUCUUGGUAUCCUAAAUAUAAGAUUAAUA